UUUAAGUUCAGAUAGCAUUGAAACUGAUGAUCAUAAUGAAAUUUAUAAUUUUCCAGUUGAGUUUUUAAAUACUUUGACUCCAUCAGGUAUGCCUGUUCAUUGCCUAAAGUUGAAAAUUAGUGCUGUUAUAAUGCUACUUAGAAAUUUAGAUCUCAAAGGUGGACUUUGUAAUGGAACACGUUUGAUGGUGCGUGCACUACACAACAAUUACAUUGAUGGUGAGGUUCUAACAGGUGUAUCAGCUGGUAACAGGGUAUUUGUUCCUCGAGUUCAAUUAGCUCCAUCAGAUUCAAAUUUACCUUUUACACUUAAACGUCGUCAAUUUCCAGUUAGGUUAGCAUACUCAAUGACUAUAAAUAAAAGUCAAGGUCAAACAUUUGAUAAAGUUGGUGUUUAUCUCAAUAAGCCUUGCUUUUCACACGGCCAAUUAUAUGUUGCAUGUAGAUUUCCUGUUAUAACUGGUUUAAAAAUUGUUAAUCGUUAA
Hydra vulgaris (swiftwater hydra) is the source of this 484-nucleotide messenger RNA. Lineage: Eukaryota; Metazoa; Cnidaria; Hydrozoa; Anthoathecata; Hydridae. The record is from RefSeq and is a predicted model, not a curated record.